CUUCGAUACCAACCAAUACCCACCUCCAAUCGCACAUUCCUAUAUCUGCCCCCCCGAUACACCUGCAAUCAUGACUACUUGCUUCCAUCCCAGUUAUGCAUAUGCGCGUCCCAUCCCCCUUCAUCUAUGAACCCUGGAGGUAGUGGUGGGUGUCGUUGUCGUCGAACGCCAAAACCACCACAACGUCCAGCAUGUGAUACCGCCUGCCCAGGCCCGCCCAGUCCAAGGGUUCGGCGUGGUCGAACCGUCGAAGGGGCAGCCCCUUCACCUAGACCGAGCCUCCAUCUCGCGACGCCGUGCGACCCCAUCUUCGCAACCACCCCAGUCCCGCCCAGCCGAAGCUCGACGUGCAUCCCGUUCGUCCCCGGCCCCGUAUCGCCCCGCUUCUUCUACUUCUCCUUCUACUUCUUCAAGCCAUGGCUUGGUACAGCUACACUCACACGAAACGCGUCUCUCUUCCUCUGGUGUACUUUCAGGCGCCGCGGCGGCUGCACCAUGACAUGUAGAUGAUGACGAGGGGUUUUGCCCCGGUGAAGCGGGGUGUCGCCCAGAGGAGGGCUCGGCAGGGCCUAGAACGCGAGGAGGCCCGGCUCUCUGUGGUUGUCCCAUCCCACCACCUUUCAACACCUACUGCGACCUGUCAAAGCUGUAUGCGUGUG
This is a messenger RNA of Colletotrichum phormii, 659 nucleotides long. RefSeq lists its product as uncharacterized. The transcript has a single exon. Lineage: Eukaryota; Fungi; Ascomycota; Sordariomycetes; Glomerellales; Glomerellaceae. The coding region runs from base 127 to 510 and encodes 127 amino acids. The record is from RefSeq and is a predicted model, not a curated record.